Molecule: messenger RNA, 2035 nt
Organism: Macrobrachium nipponense
Lineage: Eukaryota; Metazoa; Arthropoda; Malacostraca; Decapoda; Palaemonidae
Exons: 5
Coding region: 503-1912 (469 amino acids)
Source: RefSeq, a predicted model, not a curated record
GCUAACCCACUAGACUGACACCGAUACGAAGUCAGUAUGGCGGAUGCCUUCGUUGACAGAGUGCGCAGGACAGAGCGGAUUUUGUGCGUAACAUGUGGUAUACUUAUCUUACCUGACGUCGGUUUGAGCCGUUGAAUUGUUUUUGCGUUGAUUUAUGAAAAUGUUUUGAUGAAACUGGGUUGUAUGGCACUGUAAAGCCAACAUGAAGUGGACGCGCUCCUAGCUUUCUGUUAAAUAGAGGAAAUAUAACUAAACUAAACCUGGAUUAAGCCUAUUAAAUGUCAAUGGUUAUAGUGUUGUAAACUGUGGUGGUUAAUUAAUUUUCAAAGCUCUGGAUAUUUUACAAUUUAACUAGAUAACACUUCACGGGCAGUGGUGACUGGUGAGAGAGGCUGGCCCAGGACUGGAUUGUCUUUGGUAGAGCGUCUUGACUUUAGCGAGGUGGUUGAGGCAGUGGAAGUUAUGCAUAGGAAAAAAGUGUGAUGCUUGAAGAACGAGCGUGAUGGAGGGGGGUGUGGCAUCAGAAUUCACCAUAUAUUCAGCACAAUACGCUACACCACCCGUAAGACAACGCCUAACCCACCCCGCUCACAUCCAUCAUGCCCAUGAUCAUUACGGAGCUUUCAGGAGGUCAACUGGGGGCAUCUCCUUGCCUCCUGGUGGGGCAUCCUUACUGGGUAUGGUGAGCGCGAGUCCGUUCUCUGGUCCUCUGUCUCUACCUUUGCCCCACAGUUCGGAGUACCUACAGACAUUACGUAAUCGUCAGCAUCAUCAUCACCACCAUACAUACCCUCCGUACCCUCCAGUGCCCCGUCCGCCACCGCGUCGGUUACACUAUCACCCUCAUGGGCCACAGUCUAAUCUGCACUUUGGUGCCCAUGAUCAUCCCCCACCCCCACCACCUCCUCCUCCGGCAGGAAGAUGGGACGAGGACCCCUGUUUCCUUAGACCUCAUUCCCCCGAAACACCCUGUCCACACAAUCUCUUAGGCUCGUCCCUCCAGCAGGAAGAUGGGUCUUGCUUCGUGGUGAUGGGACACCUGGAGUCUGAUGCUGUUCCCUUGGCCUUCUCAGCCAAAAACCCGCUGCACGUGGAGAGACAGCUCCGCCAAGAGGAGGAAGAGGAGGGCGUUUAUUCUUACGCCGGGGAAGGUUUCGUAUGCCCAGUCGAUGUCAUCAAGGCUCAGGCUGCCCUAGAGGAUUCUGACAGUUACGGAGGUUCCAUAGCCUCCGAAAAUAUCUACGAAGAGAUCCCCGAAAACUGGGACGUCCACUCUUGGGCGAGGAGGUCGCUAGUCGAGGAAGUUCUAGAUGAGUAUGAGCGAGUUAGGGCAGGGCACCGUCGGGUACUUUCUGCGUUGAAUCUAGACGUGGAGACCCUCAUUCGUCCGAGUGCCCAGAACGGCACUGCGUCUCCUGAUUCCGGCUUGACAGUCUCCGCGUCUGAUUCCUCCUGUGAACCGAAUCCCUCAAGCUAUGACAUGCCCCCUCAUACCCAGAACCCUACCAACCCAGGGCGAUAUUUCCAUCGGAAAUCAACAUCUAGAAAGGAGGAAUCAGACUCCAGUAAGGUGAACAAACGCGGGAGGUUGGUUAAGUGUGAGUCAUUAGAUCUGAAGGACGCGUUUGUCAGGAGACCCUCUGGAGGGCGUGGUCAAGGAUUCAGGGAGAAGCUUGGAGGAGUCAAAGAGAAGAUGGAGAAGAGAGGAUGGCGGUUUCCUAACUUCACAAAGAAAGACAAAAGAUCUUCUGCUGACCUGAGCAAUGACUGCGGAUUACAUCAGUCCCUUCCCGACGGCGGCGGUGUGGGCAGUCGGGAGGGGGGCUUCUCCCCUCCCGCGCCCCUCUACGUCAUCUACGACGAGCCCAACAACUCGGUGGGGGUCAAGAGGAACAGCUUACGAGAGAAAUGAUUGAUGGCUCUGCGGUUUAUCGAAAGGCUCUGUGUAGUUUAAUGAUAAGCUUUGACGCUUCUUCUGAAGGCGUCCUGUCAAUGCGUCAACAGAAAAUUGCUCACCUGUCAAUGCGUCUCAGGU